AUGGCGAAAUCAGGAGAUACAAUAAUCGACCCAAGAAGUGGGUUCUGCAAAUCCAACUCCACAUUCUACAGCAAGCGCCCUCCCAUCCAGAUUCCCCACCACCACUCUCUAGAUUUAACCACUUUCAUCUCCUCCCUUCCUCACCAUGGAAAACUCGCAUUCAUCGACGCCGCCACCGGCCGCCAACUCACGUUCUCCCACUUCUGGGAAGCCGUUGACUCCCUCAGCUCCUGUCUUCACGACGACAUUGGCAUCCGAAAAGGUGACGUGGUUCUCAUCCUCUCCCCGAAUUCCAUCUUCUUCCCCGUCGUUUGCCUCUCCGUUAUCUCCCUCGGCGCCGUCAUCACCACCACCAACCCACUUAACACCUCCCCCGAAAUCUCCAAACAAGUAUCCGAAUCCAAACCCGUUCUCGCAUUCACCAACCGGAACCUCCUCCCCAAGCUCGCCGCCGCCGUCGAUGGCCUCCUCCAGGUCAUCCUGAUGGAUGACAAUUCAACGAUUUAUAAUACCAUUACUCAUCCUCCCAACUUGAGAAUCAUUGGCCACCUGAACGACAUGAUGAAGAAGCAACCCGGAGAAAUUCGGGUCAGAGACCGGGUGUCCCAAACCGACACCGCAUCUCUACUGUACUCGUCCGGGACUACCGGCGUUAGCAAAGGCGUGAUUUCAUCGCAUGCAAAUUUCAUAGCUUUUAUCCAGAUGAUGGAGGUGCGUUUGAGAUCGAAUCCUAAUGAGCAAGAGAUUUACGUGGCUACUGUUCCGAUGUUUCACAUCUACGGCAUGGAAGUUUUCGCCAUGGGCCUCCUGGCAUUGGGCUCGACGGUGGUGGUUUUAUCCAAAUUCGACCUGGACGAAAUGCUCCGGGCGGUGGAGAAAUACAGGGCAACGUAUUUGCCGCUGGUGCCGCCGAUUUUAAUCAGUCUGAUUAACAGGGCAGAUGAGAUACAGGGGAAGUACGAUCUCUCCAGCCUGAGGACCGUCCUCUGCGGCGGCGCUCCGCUGAGUAAGGAUGUGAUCGAGGGGUUCGUGGAGAAGUUUCCGGGAGUGACAAUCAUGCAGGGGUAUGCGAUGACAGAAUCAAACGGUGCCGGGGCGUCGACGGACACGAUGAAGGAGAGCAGAAAGUACGGCGCCGCCGGGCUUCUGUCUCCGAGCCUGGAGGCGAGGAUCGUCGACCCGGAAAGUAUGAAGGUGCUGACGGUGAAUCAAUCCGGAGAGCUCUGGCUUAGAGGGCCUACCAUCAUGAAAGGUUAUUUCAGAAAUGAAGAAGCAACUGCAUCAACUCUGAGUUCAGAUGGAUGGCUAAGAACAGGGGAUGUUUGCUACAUUGAUGAAGAUGGUUUCCUGUUUAUCGUGGAUAGGCUCAAGGAAAUCAUCAAAUACAAAGGCUAUCAGGUGAUUUUUUUUAAUCUUGGUUGA
Molecule: messenger RNA, 1422 nt
Organism: Oldenlandia corymbosa var. corymbosa
Lineage: Eukaryota; Viridiplantae; Streptophyta; Magnoliopsida; Gentianales; Rubiaceae
Source: the annotation of a GenBank genome assembly